Acanthaster planci (crown-of-thorns starfish) is the source of this 1244-nucleotide messenger RNA. Its product is annotated as glyoxylate reductase/hydroxypyruvate reductase-like. The record is from RefSeq and is a predicted model, not a curated record. NCBI's taxonomy places the organism in Eukaryota, Metazoa, Echinodermata, Asteroidea, Valvatida, Acanthasteridae. Gene Ontology annotation, cellular component: cytosol. Gene Ontology annotation, molecular function: hydroxypyruvate reductase (NADH) activity; NAD binding; glyoxylate reductase (NADPH) activity.
GACCCAGUCUGAGGGUGGUCAGUACUGUAUCUGUUGGUUACGAUCACGUGGAACCACAGCAACUGAAGGAAAGAGGUGUUCUCCUGGGGAAUACCCCAGGAGUCUUGACUGACGCCACUGCAGAGCUGACCGUUGCUCUUCUACUCACAACAUCCAGACGACUCAUUGAAAGCACUCACCAUGUUAAAAAUGGCACGUGGGGCUCUUGGAAAGCUUUUUGGAUGUGUGGACCAGGUUUGUCUGGUAGCACGGUAGGCCUGGUUGGCUUGGGCCGCAUUGGACAGGCUGUUGGACAGCGGCUCAAAGCGUUUGGUGUGAAGAGGUUCUUGUACUGCGGGCACUCUCCGAAGCUGGGAGCUGAGACCUUGCCAGCAGAAUUUGUAUCCCUGGAUGAUCUACUGCAGCAGUCGGAUUUUGUCGUCGUCUGCUGUGCGUUGACACCAGAGACCCAAGGGAUGUUCAACAGUGCUGCCUUCAAGAAAAUGAAGAAGUCUGCAGUAUUCAUCAACACCAGCAGGGGUGAUGUCGUCAAUCAGGACGAUCUGGUGGAGGCCUUGCAGUCAGACACCAUAGCUUAUGCUGGACUGGACGUGACAACCCCAGAGCCACUACCAGUGGAUCACCCGCUGCUCAAGUUGACCAACUGUGUUGUUCUUCCCCACAUUGGUAGUGCCACCGUCGAGACGAGGACCGCAAUGGCUAUGCUGUCCGCUAGAAACCUUCUCGCCGGUCUUGAAGGAAAGCCAAUGCCUGCCCAGGUCCAGCUGUAACUCACAGUAGCGCUUUGUUUAUUUUUACUUCAUUGCAUCUUUUCCACCAUCAGGGCUGAACCUCAAGACUGAAUAUCGACUGUUCUAACAGUUUGUGAAGAACAAAUGACAUUGUGGAAAUGUUGCUUUUGAUUUUGAACUGCGCAUUAACCAUUUAUUGCACCCCAUUAUCAUGCCAAUUAGAAUGCUCACAAUUUUCUUGAUAAAGAAAACUACUGAUCAAACCUGAAAUAUAAAAGAAACAAAUCAAAACGUAUUCUACCUUUUUUGAAUUCCAAGACAAGUUUACAUGUAUUAACUGAAAAUUGAAUGCAUGAGAUGUAUAUAGUGGACAAGUUGAUCCUACAAAAUCUUUUAAAACAUUCUCACCCUUUUUGCCUUAAUUCAAUUAAAGCUUAAGAAUGAACACUGUCAAUGUACAAAAAAAAUGAGAUGUGCUAUAAAUCAACCAUAAUGACCGUAACCACAAUCUGA